Mytilus californianus (California mussel) is the source of this 1452-nucleotide messenger RNA. Its product is annotated as lim and transglutaminase domain protein ltd-1-like. NCBI's taxonomy places the organism in Eukaryota, Metazoa, Mollusca, Bivalvia, Mytilida, Mytilidae. Bases 1 to 1452 code for a protein of 483 amino acids. The transcript is spliced from 5 exons. The record is from RefSeq and is a predicted model, not a curated record.
AUGGGAAAUAUAGGAGGUAAAAGGCCUAAAUCGUCAGGUUCAUAUCAAUUAGCAGAUGUUUUCCACCAUGACCGUGGUACUUACAGAUCUGAAGAAGUACCACCGCCCGUACCCACAACUAUGUCAAAACAACAACUUUUGUGGAAUGUAGAUUUCACAAACAUUGAUCGUAAAGCUCUGAAUGUAUCCCCAGAUCUUUUGAUGGAAACGUUUUGGGACAUUGUGGAACACAUCAUAGUUAAGAAAUCAUUUGAAUAUAUAGACGAGGUACUGAGAGUUCGUGCUAUAUUUAGAUGGAUGACGUCAUUUGAUACAGAAAGGAUAGAAAUUGAUAUGCUGCCACCAGAGGAGUCACCAAUUGAUUAUCUCAUGAACAUACAGCAAGAUUUUGGAGACCACUGCCAUCUGUUUUAUGCUCUUUGCCAAAUAGCGAAUAUUCCUUGUGUAAUCAUUAAUGGUAUGACAAAGAACAUGUUAUAUGUAAUUGGCGAUGAACCCGAUAGAGAACUACUUGAAUCGAGAUGGAAUGCUGUCUACAUCAAGGGCCAAUGGCGUCUGAUUGAUCCUUAUUGGGCAUACUCGUGUAUUGAGGAAGGUGAAUAUGACGACAAAAUUUCAAUUGAUGAUAAAAGCAAGAUCAAAAGGGCAGGUGUUGGGAAACCACCUAGACCUGUAAAUGAAUUCUAUUUUUUACCUGAUCCGAAUGAAUUCAUUCUCACUCAUUUCCCAGAUGACCCGGAAUGGCAACUACAGGAAAAUAGGUGGACAUUAAAACAGUGGCAGAAUUCUCCAUAUAUUCGGGAACACUUCCAUAUGAUGGGAAUGAACACUAACACAAAAUUAAAAUCAGAUAUGUGCAUGAUAACGGCAAAAAAUGAUCCAAUCAGUAUGGCUUUUAAUCUUCCAGAAGGUAAAAGUCAUCAAUACAGGUUUUCGCAUAAUUUAGUUUUGAUAAAGUCUGAACACAGUUCUGAGGGGAAAAGUUUACGACAUUUUGUAAUGUUUGAACAUUCUAGAAACAAAUUAAGCUAUACAGUCAGAGUUCCUUUUCCAGGUACAUACCGCUUGGAUAUAUACGGGAAAGAUCUAGCCAUAGAUAAGCUGUAUCACCUCCUAUGUUCAUACGGAAUUAAAUGUAUACGAACAGAUGACAUUAAAGUAGAUGAGUAUCCUGAUUGUCCUCGGUUAGGUUGGGGUCCAAAUGCAUAUAUGCUACAGGUGGGAGUUACACCAACCCCCUUGGAAUCCACCAUAGAGACCGUAAUAGGUGAGGUCAAUAUCAUAGUCCCAACGAAAAAUCUUCAUUCUAUAAAUCAUCAACUGAAGUGCAGAACAAUGAGUGAUGCUAAGCUCAGUCGAUUUACAACGGGAAGGUUUGAAAAAAGAAAAUAUGUUAUACACGUCAAAGUUCCAUUUGAUGGAGAAUUUGCUCUGAAAAUAUUUGGAAAAUAA